AUGAAUGCUUAUGCUUCUCCUGAGAUGCGCUCGCGGAGAUAUGGUACGAGUCAGGAUAACUCCGCCUCCAAUGCGAGGCUGCAAAGAAUAUCGGCGGAUCAGCUAAGCAGUUCCCUGGCUGAACCGCCGCCCGAUGUAUUUCCACCUGCGACACAGACCAAAUCUGAGACGCUCCUUUCUGCCCUGCAAAACCUCAAGUCAAACGGGGGAGCAUUGUAUGGUGAAAAUGACGAUGAGUGGACUGAUUCGGAGCCAGAUGCUCUCCCCUCAAAUGCCUCUGAACCUAAAUCAAUGAAGGAGCGUUGCUUCUUAACCGAAUACCAUCAACGCGAGCUGCAGCAGCAGGGUCUGCUGGAAGGUAUGCAAGCCGACUCUUCUAUCAUGCGCAAGAUACCAGUUCCAACAGUCUCCGAUGAAGAAGAUGUUGAGGCGCCUAAAAACGUAUUCACCGAACAGCGUAUCCGUACGGCCAUGCAGAAAAAUUUGGACGAGACAGUAUUACCUCAUAAUGAGGCUGACUUGAAGGGCGAAGUUCCGGUGGCCGAUGCUGCUGCGACUGCUCUCGAACGGCUUGUCAAUCCUACCGAGGAUGAGGCGAAACCCGUGCGCCGUAAAAAAGUCAAAAAGAGUACUCCAAAAAACGAUGGUGAGCCGAAGAAGAAGAAAAAGAAAGAGCGUUCAGUGACCAAAGACGCGAAGAAGCCGAUCAAAAAGACUUCUCAAAAUGCUUCGAGAGAGGGCCAUGACCUUGAACCUAUUGCAGACCUUUUACAUGAGCCAGUAGCGGAUCCAGUGCCGGCGGUGUCGCAAGAGGAGCAGGUGUUGGAGCCGGACGUGACGACAUCGGUGACUUACUUUAGUGCAGAUGUGCCGAAGCCAACAAUGGGUGAGACUAACAGCCCUACAGUGACAGAAUCUCAGCCGGCUGAUAUUCCAUCGCGUACGCCACCCAAUGCUGUAGCUGAGCGUGCCCCCCCGAACGAUGCAAGUCAGAUGUUCGCUAUGGGGUACGCUGCGGCUAGGACCGAGCGCGGCAAGAUGCACCUUUUUAAUUACAAUGCUACGCGUCUUGCAGUGAGCACCUAUAUCUUGUACUGGGGUAUGUUUGCCACGCUCCGCAAACUGUGGCGCUGGGAGAAUCCAUGGGUCACUGGAUGCAUGGCGAUGCUCUACCUAGUGGUUUGGUGGCGUGGCGACUUGUUGGCUGUUUUUUUUCUAGCAGCAUGUUUGUAUGUGGCAACGUUCCGUAUAUGGCAGGUACCGGGCAGCGAGCAGGUUGGCGAGGCAUCACGCGCAACGAGUGCUCCGAGCUCUCUUACUCGACCAGGUACAGACUCGCAAUCCCUCUUGAUGCUAGCUCCGUCGCACGAAACGCUACAGCAAGUCGGUGAUCAGGUGCUUGUAGUGGCACAUGGAUUGGCAGAUGUGCAAGAGCGGGUCAAGAACCUGAUGAUGUGGCGCAACCCGAUCAUGACCAUGAGAUAUCUCGGCUGGCUUAUUCUGUUUGGUCUGCUGAGUGUGCAGGCUACGACGUGGAUGAUGAUGCGGCUGCCUGGCGCCUUGAUCUUUGUGCUGUUAUUCAUCCUGGCACCGAUGAUUGAGUACGGACACUGGCACCGCACUCUGGAACUUUUGUGUGGCAUUACGGGUGUGUCUGUGCCUGAUCCAGCUAUGCCAUACCCUGUGACGCGCACGCUGCUGGACAGCAUUCUAGUCGGUGUCCCGACCGAUGAAGAGUACUUGCACGAAAAAUUGGCCCAAACGCACUGGGAAGCCGAGCGUGAGCUGCGCCGACUGGGUCAAUGGAUUGACGCAAAUCGCAUUGUGGACGAGAAAGAUGACGAGUUGACAAACCGCCAUCCGUCGAGCUAUGCGGGCCGAUCCGAGUCGAGUAGCUUACCUCGCGAGCGGCAUCCGAGUACCAUGGCGCCUCGGCUAGAGAAGAGCGACCCAGAGCCGCUUAAUAACGUGAUACAUGACCGGGCCGAGCUGGAAAGCCUGUCAGACUAUGGAUCGCAGCUGGAGCUGACUGCGAAGAUCGACAAUGUGGAUGGCGAGUCAACAACCAUCAUGGCACAUGACAAUGUACAGCCUUAUGUCAUGGCCCAUACGCCAUGGAACACGCAGUUGGAGUCAGAACACGUCCCGCCGCCUCAGGCAGAGACGCCCACACAGCUCACAAGAGCGGAUGUCGGACUCGAUAUGACGGCGCCAGGUCCAGUAUCUGUGCAAGAGUCAAGCCGAGCGAGUCCCCAUCCCCUCACGGCUUCGUCUCCGCCCCCCAUGGGGCCGUCGCUUCCUGUCAUGUCUACAUCCGAUGCGCCAGUCGCUGCCCGAGUGGAAUCUCGUGCGGCAUCCAUACCCCUUCCUGUGCCCCCGUCUAUGCUGACCUCGCCGCCUCGUACCAGCGGCCCUCCCAUCUCGCGGCAUGCAUCGUAUUCGACUCUACGUGAGUCCGUGAUGUCGUCACCGUUCAUGCCAGGCCAGUCUGAGACGGUCCCCUCAUUCGAGCGUCAGCACAAGCACACGGCGCUCAUGUCCCCACCUGUUCCGACGCAAGCUAUGUACACUGUAUCGUCGCCCACGCCAUCGGGGCUGCGUGUGCCCCCGGCCAUGAGCUCGCCGCCGCAGCGUCCACACUCACUGACGGAUGGACUGUACUUGGCCGUAUUUCGCAAACGGCUGGGCCACAUGAUUGUUCUUCCGACGCGUGUCGUCUUUCUCAUGACGUACGGUCCGCAUCGGCGAACGACACCGCCGCCAGGCCUUUCGGUGGAGGAGGAAGAAGACUUGGUUCGCUCCGUCCAUGGUCGGCCCUUUUACCCGAUGCUAGCGCCUGAUGAGAUUGUUGCCAUGGUCGAGGACGAAAUGGCGGGCCGAGGCCAGACAGAGUUUACCAUUGCUGCUGUGCCUCUCGCGCGUAUACCGCAGCGAUAUGAUAUUCUAUUCGAGGUGCCGAUUGAGCGCAUUCGAGGCCUUAAAAAGCUGCGCAAGUCUACACCCGUGCUGGAAGAGUGUACGGAGGGACUCGAGAUGGUACUGGGUGAGCACGAGCGGGGUAUCGGUUUGCCAGCGGUCAUCGAUCGUGACUUGGCCUGUCAGCGCAUCCUGGCCUUGGGCCCGCAGCGCUGGGCUUGGUAG
Messenger RNA from Malassezia restricta, 3141 nucleotides. RefSeq lists its product as uncharacterized. Gene Ontology annotation, biological process: apoptotic process; negative regulation of toll-like receptor 9 signaling pathway. The record is from RefSeq and is a predicted model, not a curated record. The coding region runs from base 1 to 3141 and encodes 1046 amino acids. The transcript has a single exon. NCBI's taxonomy places the organism in Eukaryota, Fungi, Basidiomycota, Malasseziomycetes, Malasseziales, Malasseziaceae.